Chenopodium quinoa (quinoa) is the source of this 2935-nucleotide messenger RNA. RefSeq lists its product as uncharacterized. The coding region runs from base 337 to 2691 and encodes 784 amino acids. NCBI's taxonomy places the organism in Eukaryota, Viridiplantae, Streptophyta, Magnoliopsida, Caryophyllales, Amaranthaceae. The transcript is spliced from 2 exons. The record is from RefSeq and is a predicted model, not a curated record.
ACAUCGUGUGAUAUAAUGGUAUUGCUAGCAUACCACUACCACCACCCUACCGCUAUGUUAUGAGUCUACUCCCACCUGUUUGACAAUUUAAAAUUCCUGAAAAGAAGGGAAUUCAACCUCCAUUUUUGGUCAUUCAUUAUCUUCCCAAUAACCUCUUUUUUCAACCUUCAUUUCUUCUUACGUGCUCCUCAUUUUCUCCCCUUUCCACUUUUCUUUUUCUCUCUCCUCAAUUCUAUCCUUAAACUUCCAUUUUUUUCUUGCGAUCACAUAUAUAUAAUUUAUGAAGAAACAUAUUGGGGUUCUAUACACAAAAGUAUUCAGAAUAAGAGAAAAUAGAUGGCAGUUGGCUCUCUGAGACAUCAGUAUCCAAAGGGAAAAUCCAAGAUGACAUCUUUCCGGAGAGUUUGUAGAUCAAUAUUAGAUCAUCCAUUUAUUAUUGUUAUGCUAUUAUUUUUUAUAUGUUUACAUCGAUAUUUCCCUUUCCUAUUCUUUCUCCUGGUGUCUGCUUCCCCAGUCAUUAUUAGCGCUGCUGUUUUGCUGGGAACCUUAUUAAUCUAUGGGCAACCAAAUGACAGCAAUGUAAACUCUCAUGAAGAAAGGAGUAAUACAUGUGUGACAACUGAAGUUAAUGAUCAUACUUAUUCUGCUGAUAGAGAAGGAAUCUUAACUAAAGAUAGAUUUUCUGAGGUCAGAAACGACAUAGUAGAGAAGGGCAUGAGAGCGUCUGGGAUGUUGAGUUCUGGUAUUAGUGUUACUGGAGACUUGGCUUACGUAGUUGACCAGGAAUACUGCAAUGCAGAGCGCAGUAAAGGUAGCACAAUUUACAAGGAAAAAAGCAAUAAUAAUUUUGGGUUUGCUAACUUCGAAAAGGCAGAUGCUCAAAUACCCUGGGAUCGAGAGUAUGGUGAUUCUAUCAAGUUGCACCAUGAUGCUGGUAUGCAGAAAAAACAUACAGAUGAUACUGUUAAUCAUGAAUAUUCCGAUUGUGAGUCUAAUGGGGCGGAGAAGUCCUCUUUUGAUGCUUUAGUUGCAGAUGUUAUUCCAAGUGCUCAGGAGACUCACCCACUUCUAGACUCCGAGGAUCCAUUACAUCCUGAUGCUUCUCAUGGUGCCUCCCUUAAGUUUGGUUUGCAAUCCCUUGUUACUGAUCACAGUAGUGAGGAUUCAGGCGAUGAUGGUAAUGAUGAUGACAUUGAUAAAAAUGAAGCUCUCAAAGCUAGAGAUGAUGAAAAUAAGGUGGCAGGUUCAUGGAUGGAAAUGGAGAAGAGCCAACAUUUGGAAAGCCUGUUUACUAGAACAAUUGAGGAAAGAGAUGAAGAGGAAGAAGCAGAAGACGAUGAAAGUAAUGAUGACGAAGUUGAUGAUGAAUAUGACGAUGAUGAGGAAGAGGAGAACACAAAUGUGGAAAAGGAUGAAAGCAAACAAGUCACUAUGUGGACAGAAGAGGAUGAGAAAAAUCUCCGGCUUGUAGGAAAUUCUGAGUUGGAAAGAGAUUUACGUUUGGAAAAUCUUUUAGCAAGGAGAAGGGUGAAAAGGAAUUUUUCAAUGAUUUCGGAGAGGAAUUUGAUAGACUUGGACCGCCCUGAAAUUCCUUUCCAAAUUCCACCCAUUUCUACAACAAGAGUAAAUCCUUUUGAUACUCCUGUCAGUACAUAUCAGCAGCAGUUUGGCAUUCCACCUAUUCCUGGAUCUGCUCCAUCUGUUAGUGUACCAAGGAAAAAUCCAUUCGAAUCUCCGUGUACUUCUCCAAAAGGUAUUCAGAAUCUUGCAGAAGAACAUAUAGAGGAGACCACGGAAAUGAAUUUGAAUGAUGCAAUAUUUCACGAAAAUGGAAGUUCAAGCACAGGAUAUGAUCCCUUGGGGGACAUUUUGAAACUGGACUUUGUGGAAGUAAACCGCAAGGACGCUGUGUUCCGCCGGUAUGAAAGUUUUAGCACCGGAUAUAAUUUCAUGGGUGAUACUUCCAGACAGGACUUCAUGGAAACAGACCGAAGAGAGGCAGUACUCCGUAGGCACGAAACCUUUAACACCAGAUCAACAUUUCGAAACAUGGUUACUACACCAGAGAAGCUUGCCUAUCUUAAAAUGAAACCUGUGUUUGUUCCAGAACAAGUGGGAGAUCAUGAAAUGAGACCUCCUUCUUCAGGGAGAGAAUCAAGCCAUGACAGCGAGUCCACCGUGAGCUCCUCUAAUUCCGAUCAUACUGAAUCCCCAACCACUCUUUCAAUGCAUGAGGACGUGGAAUCCAAUAAAGACUUGAUUGCUGAAAGUGAUCAUGCUUCUAUCCGCUCUGAAGACUCGAGAAGUGAGUCUUCUGACUCGGUAGAUUCUCUACACGAAGAUCCUGAAGAAUUUGUGGGAAGUUUGGAAGCAAAUGCAGAAGUACAUGCUGAUCAUAUUCAUCAGAAAGCAGAUGCUGCUCAUGAGAACAAAGAUGAUACUUCGAGCAGUACUUCAACUACAUCAGAAGUGGAUCAGAGCUCUGAAAAAUUAGGCCAAGGUGAAGAUGAAGCCGUCAAUGAUAAUUUUGUGCACUCACCUAAAGCUUCUUCGACCAUGUCAGACGUCAACCCCGUUAACAUGGAGGAAGACCAUGGGAUUAUAGAGCCUCCAGUCUAUGAUUCAAGCCCUUCAGGUACUGAUAAAAUCACGCCAUUUUCUAUCAUGCUCAAGAGUAAUGGAGAAAUUUGAUUACAACUGGCGGUUUCCAACAUGUAAUUAGGAGGAUAACUUUAACAUUGUUCUGUAAAAAAGGAUCAUGCUGUACAUGAAACUCACGACAAUAUAGUCACAUACGGAGUAAUGUAGAGAUAGUAGAAUAGAUCAUUGUUCUUAUGAGCCUUCAUAAGUUGUAGAAGUUUUUUCGUCGUGAUUUUACCAGACAUAAAAUCAUAUCAUUUUGACUUUUUGAAAUGCUUUGGAGUGAAAAUAUAAA